AUGGCUCCGUUCAUCGACACUGUGAGGAAUGCCCUCUUGGACUCGGCUGCCCGGUCUCGGCUUUGGCUCGAUACGCCUCAAGCUCGCGGAGUCUUUAAAUGCACCAUCGCCUAUACCAUCGCCAGUCUCGCGACUUUUGUUCCUUUCUUGUCGAAUUUCCUAGGGAAGCCUGACGGGAAACAUGUUGUGGCAACUAUCACCGUCUAUUUCCACCCCGCCCGGUCCGUGGGGUCCAUGAUCGAGGCUAUUCUCAUCGCGAUUGUGGCCGUUGCUUACGGCGAGCUAAUCUCGAUUCUGUCAAUGGCUACUUCGGUCUUUUUCGGCUCUACCAUGCAUCUAGUAACCGUCUCGCACAUUCUAGUUGUUGUCAUCUUUAUUGGUGGCGGGUUUGGGUUCAUGGGCUGGGCCAAGCAGAGGAUGCAAAAUCCUCUCGUCAACGUUGGCAGCACUCUCGCUUCGCUUGCUAUUAUCGGCGUCGUUACUAGAGAGAACCACGUUAUGUCCAAUGUCUUUUCCAAUGAAAAGAUAUUACAGGUCUUCAAGAUGCUUGUCAUGGGAAUCACCACUACAGCUGCGGUGAAUCUGUUGUUAUGGCGAAGUUCUGCUCGGCAAUCACUUCGUCAGACUAUGAACCGAGUUUCAGUUCCACUUGGGGACAUGCUAUACAUGAUUACCGGAAGCUUUUUGAGUGGUUCUGAGGCUGGGCUUGUGUCUGAUGGCUUCGCGGCCGCUACUUCCCACUAUUCCAAGUCGUACACCCAGAUGAUGAAGGAUAUGAGGGAAGCCAAGUUUGAGCAUUACUUCCUUGGUCAUGAAGAGGUUUAUGAUCAUGAGAAAUCUGUUGCAAGGUCAAUGGAGAACCUGGCACAAUCUCUCGGUGGACUGAGGAACGCUACCAACACUCAACUUGAGCAGUUGAAGCAUCCAAAGCCAGCAAGCCCAGGUGAACCGGGGCAGCCACCUGUGAACCAUGCUCGCGACUUAUUUGAGCUAUUCAAUAGCUCAAUCAGCAUGUCUAUGACUUCGUUGCGACAGAAUCUCUGCAGGAUCCUACAUGAGCCGCAAUUUGGGAGACCACCAAGCUAUGAGAUCAAUAUUGACGAAGAUCUACGACGAAAUCUGAUGGAUUCGCUGGAAACUUUCAACACGACUCGAGCGGAUGCGUUGCAGGGACUCUAUGACCGUAUCGAACAGAUGGCUUCAUCCCCCACAACAACGAGGGCGAACCUGGAGGAAGUCGCUGCAGCGUGCGGACACUUCACCUUCAGUUUACAGUCAUUUGGAGAAGAAGUUCUACAGUACCUAGACGUCUUGGAUGACCUGGAGUAUGUCAUACUGCACAAGAGUCGAAGUUGGCGAUGGAUUCUCUUCUGGCAAGACCGGAAUGCAGCAGACCACAACGAUGCCAUCAGAAUGUUUGACUCGGCAGAGGCGGACACUUUGAUACGGACGAGAUCGAGAUCUCUCAGCUCCCCGGAAGAACCCAGAGCACUCCCCACGAGAGUUGAUGUUGCGACUUGGUACAAUGCGCCUGAUGUGAACAAGGUGCUGGCUUGGUUUUGGCGGAAUCUCUCGGCCUUGUUUAAGAAGAUGGCACGAGACGAAAUUCAGUUUGGACUCAAGGUCGGCAUCGGAGCUGCUAUGUGGGCUAUGCUCGCUUUCCUCCCGCAGACGCGAGAAGUAUAUAACCAAUGGCGCGGCGAAUGGGGCUUGCUGUCAUUCAUGAUUGUCUGUUCCAUGACAGUUGGCGCCUCCAACACCGUAGGCUGGGCACGUUUCAUAGGCACUCUCUUUGGAGCCCUCGCAUCUGUCAUCAACUGGAAAGUUAGCCAUGGCUAUGCAUUUGCCUUGAUCUUUCUUGGCUGGCUCGCCAGUUUUAUCAACUUUUACAUCAUCAUUCAGCACGGAAAGGCUGCCUUGGGACGAAUCAGCUUGCUCGCGUAUAACGUGUCGACACUGUAUGCGUAUAGCAUGCAGAGAAAGGCAAAUGGCAAAGACAGUACAACAGACGAAGAAGUUGAACAGCCGGAUAUCGUCGACAUUGCACAACAUCGAGCCAUCGCCGUUACAGCCGGUAUCAUCUGGGGUCUUGUCGUCUGCAGACUCAUCUGGCCUAUUUCGGCUCGUCAAAAGUUCAAAGAGAGUCUCUCGGUGCUGCAUCUCCAGAUGGGUCUGAUCUGGAAGCGUGGACCUCUCGCUGUGCUGUACCGCAGUGAAGGAUCUCAGAGCUAUCUCAAGUCUGGAGAACAGGCCGCUCUUCAGAGAUAUGCGGCUGAACUGGAGAAUCUGAGACAGGCUGCAGCGUCCGAGUUUGAACUGCGAGGACCAUUCCCGGUGGAUGUUUACGGCCGUGUUUUGAGAGGCACGGAUCGUAUCCUUGAUGGCUUCUAUGGCAUGAGCCUUGUAGCAUGUCGUAAGGGACACAUCACAGAGGGAGAACGGGCGUUGUUGCAGUACACAGCUCGGGAGCGUGCUAUUCUGUGCGAUCACAUAUGUCAGGCCUUCCAAGUCGUGGCCAGCUCAACAAUGCUGGAAUAUCCCUUUGCUGACGCAACCCCCAGCAUCGUCUCAGCACGCGAGAAUCUUCUAAGCAAAAUCUUUCAGUUCAGAAAGGAGCAUUCGUCAAGACCACCAAGCCAUGACAGCGAGGAUAGCGACGAUCCGGCUGAAGUUUUGGUCGAGGAGAGAGAUUAUGCUCUGCUAUAUGCGUAUGCUCUUGUCACAGGCCAGGUGGCGGAUGAGUUGAGGAUGGUUGGAAAGGAGAUUGGAAGCGUUUUUGGCGUGUUGGAUGAAGAUACACGUCUUUUGCAGUAG
This is a messenger RNA of Fusarium vanettenii 77-13-4, 2814 nucleotides long. RefSeq lists its product as uncharacterized. NCBI's taxonomy places the organism in Eukaryota, Fungi, Ascomycota, Sordariomycetes, Hypocreales, Nectriaceae. The coding region runs from base 1 to 2814 and encodes 937 amino acids. The record is from RefSeq and is a predicted model, not a curated record. The transcript has 2 exons.